CCCGCCACGGCUGGGGACACCGAGGGGGUCUCCCCCCUGGAUUGCGUCAUCUGCUUCGCCCCCUACGAUCGUCUCUUCAAGGUGCCCAAGGCGUUGGGGUGCGGUCACACCUUCUGCCUCGAAUGCCUGGCCAGGGUCACC
Nipponia nippon (crested ibis) is the source of this 141-nucleotide messenger RNA. Lineage: Eukaryota; Metazoa; Chordata; Aves; Pelecaniformes; Threskiornithidae. The record is from RefSeq and is a predicted model, not a curated record.